Molecule: messenger RNA, 1115 nt
Organism: Gopherus evgoodei (Goodes thornscrub tortoise)
Lineage: Eukaryota; Metazoa; Chordata; Testudines; Testudinidae
Gene: TMED3
Product: transmembrane p24 trafficking protein 3
Biological process (GO): Golgi organization; intracellular protein transport; endoplasmic reticulum to Golgi vesicle-mediated transport
Cellular component (GO): COPII-coated ER to Golgi transport vesicle; Golgi apparatus; endoplasmic reticulum
Source: RefSeq, a predicted model, not a curated record
AUGGGCGGCCGGGCGCUGUGCUGGCUGCUCUGCCUGCUGCAGGCGGGCCGGGCCGGGGGCGCCGAGCUCACCUUCCAGCUGCCCGACAGCGCCCGGCAGUGCUUCCACGAGCCGCUGCAGCGCGGCCUCAAGUUCACGCUGGACUUCCAGGUGAUUACUGGGGGGCAUUACGAUGUAGACUGCUACGUGGAAGAUCCCAACGGCAAGACCCUUUACAAAGAAGCUAAGAAGCAGUACGACAGCUUUUCCCAUCGAGCCGAAGUCCGCGGCAUCUACACGUUUUGCUUUAGCAACGAGUUCUCCACUUUUUCACACAAAACUGUCUACUUUGACUUUCAAGUUGGAGACGAGCCCCCAAUUCUCCCAGACAUGAACCGCAGGGUCACCGCCCUGACACAGAUGGAAUCUGCUUGUGUCACCAUUCACCAAGCUUUAAAUACAGUGAUUGACUCCCAGACUCAUUACCGGCUGCGGGAGGCUCAGGACCGGAUCCGGGCUGAAGAGCUGAACAACCAUGUCUCCUACUGGUCUGUGGGGGAGACCAUCCUCGUCCUCGUGGUCAGCAUCAGCCAAGUGAUGCUGCUCAAGAGCUUCUUUACGGAGACGAGAGCGACCACAGGGGCCGUCAGCACCUAGGAAGCCAGAGUCGGUCCUGCGCCGUGGCACCAUGUGCCAGCGGGUUGGGUGGGGUAGGGCUCAGGAGGAGAGCAGAGGUGGUACUGGGAGAAGCUGAGCAAGAGGCUGAUGGGUCACACAGUGCAGGGCUGCUGAGGGACUGAGUGGGGCCGGCCCGGCACACCUGCACUGGGAGCAGAAAGGGAUUUAUGGGAAAGUCACCAACGAGCAGUUUCGAUAGAGCGAAAGCUGUUAAUAGCCGGGGCCCAGGAAGCAAUGGGUGUGCAGAGGUUAGGGGCUCUCUGUGUAGCUGAGCUGUGACUUAGGCCAGGGAAGAUUAGCGCCAGUUUCACUGCAAUUUGUUGCAUUGGUUUGACUCUUGGUUGUAACCCUGUUGCAUCUUGUUGUAACAUCUGUUGCAUCAGGGGAAGGAUAGCUCAGUGGUUUGAGCAUUGGCCUGCUAAACCCAGGGUUGUGAGUUCAAUCCUUAAGGGGGCCAC